Molecule: messenger RNA, 2368 nt
Organism: Quercus lobata
Lineage: Eukaryota; Viridiplantae; Streptophyta; Magnoliopsida; Fagales; Fagaceae
Exons: 4
Coding region: 153-2000 (615 amino acids)
Source: RefSeq, a predicted model, not a curated record
UACCUUUAUCUACUAUACUUUUUCCCUUCACUCUCUCUAACGGCUUUUAUUCCACUUCUAUGUGCAUUGUCCUUAAAACUCUGCCAUUAUAUGCUUCUCAAUAAAAAUCCAAUUGGGUCUCUUUCUAGUAACCAGAAACACAUCUCACUAAUAUGGCUAAAGGAGCAUCAAAAUGCCUCUUCAUUCUCUUCCUGUCACUCUUUACUAUAUGCUCUUCUGGAACUCUAGUAGGUUUCUCCUGUAAAGCAAGAGCAACUGCAACUUCAUCACCUACCAGAACUAUAUCAUUCCUGAAGCAAAACAAGGUCACCUUGUCUCAGAUUCGGGUUUUUGCAGCAGACCAUAAGGUUUUGAGUUCUCUAUCUGACUCUGGUGUAUCUGUUGAUCUUUACUUAAGUAAAUGUCUAGUUGGAAGUUCUGUUAAUUCCAAGUCAUCUGUUAUUUCAUGGCUGAAAACCCAUGUUGUGAACUUUCUUCCACAUGUCAACAUUCAUAGCAUCAUAAUUAGGGGUGGCAAAGACUAUUCAGGACAAAUUCCACUACCAGUGGUUUUGUCAACCUUAAAAUCAAUCCAUUCAGUCCUCAGUACCCUUCAUCUAGAAAGUGAAGUAAGAGUCUCAGUAGCAUUCCCAUUGUCAAUCUUAGAGAAUUUGAAUAGAGCACAUGAACGAGACCUGCAAAGGAUUUUUGGUUUUAUCAAGAAGGUGAGGUCAUAUGUCAUUGUUGAAGCUGGUAUAGAUGGACAAUUAAGCAUGGGAGAUCAGUUUGUUCAGUCUAUGAUUGAAAGAGUCACCCUUGCCAGUUCUUUUCUCCCUGAUGUUCCAAUGGUUGUAACAAUUAAGAGCCCUGCUGUUCCUAGUGCAACCGAAGUAGCCCAAUUCACUGUUAAGGUCUCGAAGUUUUUAGAAAACAACACUCAGAUUAGAGAACAGGUAGUUGGAUUAUAUGCAGAAGUACCAUUCAUGGAAGAUUUUGCACAGAAGGAGCUCAAAAGGGAAGAGGAACAGAUCUUUCUGUCUCACCGCAGGGAACUCCUAAGCAAAACCAACCUCAAAACAACUUUACAUGACACAUUCCCACCAACUACAACCUUUCCCACAACUCCAAUAUCGACAACACCAGUCACCCCCUCUCCAGAUAAUCCUCCAACCGUUGUCACAGUUCCAACUACUAACCCUGUCACAAUUACACCAAACAAUCCUGGUGUUCCCCCAUUAACAGUUCCCUCCACCACACCCGUCACGGUACCCUCAACAAAUCCUGAAUAUCCACCUGUACCAAUCACCAAUCCAGUAACAACGCCUAGCACGGUCCCGGUGUCACCACCAAUAACUAAUCCUGUAACAACUUAUCCAGCCCCAUCAGGAGCUGUUCCAGUAACUACCCCUGUGACAAACCCAGUAGCACCUCCUGUAACAACAAAUGCUCCAGCAAUUCCAGGACAAAGCUGGUGUAUUGCCAAGAAUGGAGCAUUGGAGACAGCACUUCAAUCAGCACUGGACUAUGCAUGUGGAAUGGGAGGUGCAGACUGCUCACAAAUCCAGCAGAGUGGAAGUUGUUACAAUCCAAAUACACUUCAAAACCAUGCCUCAUUCGCAUUCAACAGCUAUUAUCAAAAGAAUCCAGUGCCAACUAGCUGUGACUUUGGAGGGGCAGCUGUGAUAGUUAAUUCAAAUCCAAGCACCGGUUCUUGCAUUUUCCCAUCAUCAUCAACAUCAUCAUCACCAGCAGCAACAGCAACUCCAACACCAACGGUAACAACAACUCCAACACCAACACCAACAACAUCAUCACCACCAGAUACAGGUGUAUCAGGCUCUGGUACUCCACCUUCAGUGUUGAAUACAAGCAACCCAGCUUCCGGUACCACAGUUUUCGGCUUUGGAAACCCUCCUGCUGCAAACACAACAACGUCCUUUUCAUAUGGUUUACAGCCCUUUAUUGGCUGCAUCAUUCUGGCAACAUCCUUUGUAACUGGAAAGAUAGUUCUGGACAUGUAGAGUUGCUACUUCUGCGCAAUGAUGACUCUAGCGUUCAGAGUUCUGGCUGUUCAAGCUGUGUACAAAUCCAUGUUUGCAGAAAAGGAAUUAGAGGUUAGUUUAACAAGGCAGAACUAGAACACCUACAUCCUGCUAUAAUAUUCACUGGCCUGCACGAUCUUACCUGGGAUCCAAACAUGUUUGCUGCUGAAUCUCAAAUUUCUAAUUGAAACAUAAUCACAUGUUCCAUAUAUUCAGUUGAUGAAGUAGGAUGUAUACUAGGAACUCUUGAUCCUGUAUAUAUGUUAGGAUUUGUGGAGAUUGUAGUUUUUGUGUGUAGGUGAUUUUCAGACAAAUUGAAUAACCAAAGUGCUCUAAAAAUUACUUGA